Messenger RNA from Sphenostylis stenocarpa, 1515 nucleotides. The record is from the annotation of a GenBank genome assembly. NCBI's taxonomy places the organism in Eukaryota, Viridiplantae, Streptophyta, Magnoliopsida, Fabales, Fabaceae.
AUGGAUGGGAACCAAAUUUCCACCGUCAUUCAUUCGUCGUGCAACCGCAGGGAUCUACACAUCGUCAUUACCGGUUCUGUGAAAUCAAAUGGUCGUUAUCUCUGUAAAACCUGUCUUCAUCCUCCUCCUCGUCUCGCUCUCACUCUUCUUCCUUUUCGCGCUGCUUUCGCCUCCUUCCCUUUUCUCCCAAAAUCUUAUUUCUGGGGAACCCUCACUGUAUGUUGCUCACAAUUUCAAUACCCUUUUUCUUUAUGCCUAUGCCUUGAAUCCGCUAUAAAGCUUUCAACUUGGCAGCUGGGCACCUUCAAAUUUUGGACUAAUGGGGAGGUGGAUAUAUGGAAUGUUCGGAGACUCGUGGAGUGGAGACCUUGCAAUUGGUGGCUACAAGGCCAUCAAACAGCUCUACCAUUGGAAACCAACGGAUAUAUCAGAGUGGAUUGCUAUGGGGGCCUCAAUCAGAUGCGAAGAGAUUUCUGUGACGGUGUGGGCAUUGCUCGUCUGUUAAAUGCAACCCUCGUCCUGCCAAAGUUUGAAGUGGCGUCAUAUUGGAAUGAAACAAGCGGUUUUGCAGAUGUAUAUGAUGUAGACUAUUUUAUAGAGCAUAUGAAUGGCUUUGUCAAAGUUGUGAAAGAGUUACCACCAGAGGUUGCAUCAAAAGAACCUGUUCAUGUGGACUGUAGCAAACGGAAAGGGCAAUUUGAUUACGUUGAAAGUGUUCUUCCAUCUUUGUUAAAACACAAGUACAUUUCAAUCACACCAGCAAUGUCUCAAAGAAGGGACAGAUACCCUUUGUAUGCAAAAGCUGCUCUCUGUCAAGCAUGUUACAAAGCAUUGCGUCUUUCCAGAUCCUUGGAAGUGAAAGCCUCUCAGCUUCUAGAUGCAAUACCUAAACCCUUUUUGUCUCUUCAUCUUCGUUUUGAGCCGGACAUGGUUGCAUACAGCCAGUGUGAGUAUCGGGGCCUUUCUCCGGCUUCCAUGAAAGCCAUAGAGGCAGCACAAGUGGACAGGAAACCAUGGACGGGAGACUUGGCCCGCAUGUGGAGACUACGUGGGAAAUGUCCACUUACCCCUAAUGAGACGGCUUUAAUACUUGAAUCUCUUUCCAUCCCGCCAACUACAAAUAUAUACCUAGCAGCUGGAGAUGGUUUAAUGGAAAUUGAAGGAUUUACAGAAACCUAUACUAACAUAGUUACUAAGUCAAGUCUUCUUAGUAGAGAAGACUUCACAAACAUGCAUGGCAAUACAAAAGCUGCUUUGGAUUAUUAUGUAUCUAUUAACAGUGAUUCUUACGUAGCUACAUAUUUUGGGAACAUGGAUAAGAUGGUUGCAGCAAUGAGAGCUUUCAAAGGUUUGUACAAGACUCUAUUUUUGAGCAGAAGAGAUUUUUCAGAAUUAACCUCAAAGGGUCUCAGGGGAAAGGAGUUGAUGGAAGCACUCUGGAAGGUUCACAGAGAUGAUUUUGCUCUAGGAAGAGGAUCUGCUCUACCCGAGUGUUUUUGCGAAUUCAAGUUGUGA